Molecule: messenger RNA, 432 nt
Organism: Ascoidea rubescens DSM 1968
Lineage: Eukaryota; Fungi; Ascomycota; Saccharomycetes; Ascoideales; Ascoideaceae
Exons: 1
Coding region: 1-432 (143 amino acids)
Source: RefSeq, a predicted model, not a curated record
AUGUAUUAUUUAAAAAGAAAUCAACCUGUACCUGUCUAUUUAGACAAAGUUACAGGAGAUUUAGACCGUGAAGAUAGAGCUAUCAGAAGUAGAAGAAAGUCAAGCAAACUUCAAAGUCCCUUGACCAUUGUUAAAAGAAACAGAAAAAGUAAUCCUCCUGAUAACAUUCCUGCCAUUCAAGUUUCUUCAACUGGCGAUGCGGAUUUUACUGCCAAGUUAAUUCGAGAUGAAAUAAACAAAAUUGAUUCUUUGAAAUAUCACCAACUAAAAGAGACGACUGAUGAAAAUGAACUGGAACAUGAUGCUUCACAAAGUGAAAAUUUGAUGACUGUAGAAGAGGGAAACUUGGGGAAAACCAGCGUUUCAGAAACAAGUGAUAUUAACAUUGAUGAUAGAAUAACUGCAAUACAAUCCAACAAUCACACGGGGUAA